Molecule: messenger RNA, 636 nt
Organism: Malassezia pachydermatis
Lineage: Eukaryota; Fungi; Basidiomycota; Malasseziomycetes; Malasseziales; Malasseziaceae
Exons: 2
Coding region: 1-636 (211 amino acids)
Biological process (GO): ribosomal large subunit assembly
Cellular component (GO): preribosome, large subunit precursor
Source: RefSeq, a predicted model, not a curated record
AUGGCGCCUACCGACCCAUCUACGCGGCGUCCUAAGCGGAAGCGUUCCCGCAAGGCACGUACCGCCAUCUCGUCUUCCGAAGAGAGUGCGUCUGAGGCAGAGAAGCCUACCGUAAUUCAGCCUGCGUCUGUGCACAGUGACAGUGCCUCGGAUGACGACGACUACGACGACGCUGCGCCUUCGACCAUGGAAGCCGAGAGCGACUUUGACCAAGAAUACCCAGAUACAGCUGCGCUAGAUAUACACGAUGACGAGGGCGUUGACGACGCGUUGCAGCCGCCGUCCUUGUUGCUACCACGCAGCGGUCCGACCGACGUGUCCACGCCAUCCAAAACGAUGAUGCAUGCACGCCUGACUUCCAUGACCGAUGCGCAGAUCUCGCAAGAACUGACUGAGAAGCAACGUGAUGCAUUCCAUGCCCUGUAUAUGCAGGCGCUCACGGACGAGUUCGGGGAUGAGCUGGACGAGAUUCGUCAGAACGACCCCUUGCUGGGCGAGGACACGAAUACGAGUCAAGCGACGGCACGCAUGCCGUUGCUAAUUGACGCCUUGUCGUUUGGCACAGAGGUGUUUACGAGCGGCCGCGAUGCCUCUGCUGGCGGCUUGGAUCAAGUAGCAUUGGCGUUACCGUCCUAA